AUAGAUAGAUAGAUAGAUAGAAAACACACUGUUUUUUUUCCACAUUUAUUUUGUCACAUAUAUAUUACUGGACAGUGAAAUUCUUUUUUCACAUAUCCUAUCAUUGGAGGUUGGGCUCAGAGCACAGGGUCAGUCAUGAUGUAUUUCCCCUGAAACAGGGUGGGUUGGAAGUCUUGCUCAUGGGCCCGACAGUGGCAGUUUGGCUGGGGCUUGAACCCUGUUUUUCCUAUCAACAACCCAGAGCCUUAUAUCAGAGCAUAAUUAUUAUUUUUGCACCUAUAAUAAUGACAGCAAUCAGUAACUGCAAAGUUAAAGCUAUUCACAAAGGGAUCAGACCCCUAGCUGUCUCUUAGCAUUUGACGCCACUAACAACCAAAUGCCAUGGCAGGUGAUAGAUUACAAUCAGUGAGCUGUAAUCCUCUUAGCUCCGUAAGAAGACUGUGUUCUUCCAGCUGUAUGGACCAACGUUUGUCUAAUCCUGUAGUCGACAAGCUUGCUUACAGCACCACAGUACAACAGCAUGGAGGAGUUCCUGAUCCCUGAGGAUGCUCGCUCCGAGCAUGGCUUCUUUCCGAUCGGUUCAAAGAAAACCAGACUGGACAGUGUAAAAAACUUGCUGCACUAUGCCUUCACCAUAUACAUCAGGGACUAUGUGAAACGAAAUGGGCUGCUGACUCUGUCUGUGCUAGGAGUGUUUACAGGCUGCAUCCUUGGCUACACACUCAGGGGAUGUGAUCUCUCCAUGCAGGCAAAGAUUUAUCUCUCGUUUCCUGGUGAACUGCUGAUGCGUAUGCUAAAAAUGCUUAUUCUUCCCCUGAUCACCUCAAGUUUAAUGUCAGGCUUGUCAUCGAUGGAAUCCAAGGCCUGUUGUCAUAUGGGUUUACUCACUGUGACCUAUUACCUGUGGACCACCUUCAUUGCUGUGGUGGUUGGCAUUGUACUGGUGGUGAUCAUCAAACCAGGCUUUGCAACAGACAUGGAGAGCACCAGGCUGGGAGGAGGUCCGGUGAUAACGUCUGCAGACGCUCUGCUUGACCUAGUCAGGAACAUGAUUCCUUCAAAUCUCAUAGAGGCCACAUUUCAGCAGUACAAGACAGACCUUAUUCCUCUUCUUAAAACACAAGACAGCAUUAAGCAGCACAACUUGGUUUACCUGAUGCCGGACGAAGAUCAUCCCGACGGUCACCAAGUGUUCCUGGAUCUCACCGCACCUCCUGAUAUUCACUACAAGGCGUAUCCUGGAAGCAGCCACCAAAUGAACGUGCUGGGGAUCGUCAUCUUCUCAGCCACUAUGGGGCUCCUGCUUGGCAAGAUGGGUGAACGUGGUACGCCUUUAGUCAACGUCUGCCAGUGUAUCAACGAGUGUGUCAUGAAGAUCAUCAAUGCAGCGGUGUGGUAUUUUCCCUUUGGGAUCAUCUUUCUGGUGGCUGCAAAAAUCCUGGACAUGAGUGACCCCUCCACUCUGGGGAAGAAGCUGGGCUGGUACGCAGUGACCGUUCUGACUGGAUUGUUUGUCCAUGGCUUUGUUCUUCUUCCGCUGUUUUAUUUCCUCUUAACUCGCAAGAACCCCUUCUCGUUCAUCAGAGGAUUAUUGCAAGCUAUGGUCAUUGCCUUGGCUACAUCCUCAAGUUCCGCCACACUGCCCAUUACAAUGAAGUGUUUAUUGGAGAACUGUCAUGUAGAAAGACAGAUCGCACGCUUUGUGUUGCCCGUGGGUGCCACCAUCAACAUGGACGGCACUGCUCUCUAUGAAGCGGUGGCAGCCAUCUUCAUCGCUCAGGUCAACGAGUACGAGCUGGAUUUUGGACAGAUGGUGACAAUAAGCAUAACGGCCACUGCUGCAAGCAUCGGUGCUGCAGGGAUCCCUCAGGCUGGCCUUGUAACCAUGGUGAUAGUGCUAACAUCUGUAGGACUGCCACCAGAUGACGUCACACUGAUUGUAGCCAUCGACUGGAUUCUGGAUCGUUUUCGAACAAUGAUUAACGUACUCGGAGACUCCCUGGCUGCUGGGAUCAUCGGCCAUUUGUGUCGGAAAAACUUUGCCACCGAUAAACAGGGAUCAGCAAGUGGAUCAUGCCAGAAUAGAAAUCACAGCCAAAACAUAGAGAACGUUCAUUUGGCCGAGGUGCCACUGCUUGCAGGAAAAGACUGCAUGUACGAGGUGGUUGGAGACACGGUUACUGAACGACCGACGAUCUACUACAACAUCUGUCAAGUUUAAGUUUAUCUCGCAAGUGCCUUUUACAUCCACUACAUUUUUAGAGACAAGUCUCUACACUUGUGACUCUGAUGCUAGUUAACAGACCAAAUCAACAGUUCAACAAGAUUGUGUUCCUUCGAAAGAAAAAAAAAAGAAAAGUAACGUUGCAUGAAAAGAACACAAGGCCCCAGUGCAUAAAUGCUGGCAUUGCACACUUCAUAAGAGUGAUGAUCAUAUCAGCAGUUAGCAGAUUGCAUUUUAUUUGCCUUAAAACACACUAAAAGAAAAGUGACUACAUUUUGUGACGAGCCAUUUUUGUACUGUCUGAGAUUUCCGGACCUCUGUCUGUUUAAUGUGUCUGUAGAACACCGGAGUAAAUCACAGAGAUGGAAGUGUCUUUACUAAAACCAGUUUAUUAGUUAUCACAUUAAACAUAUGCAUGCAUGUAACAUCCAUGCAAAUACCUCAUUUUAAUACAAACAGAUUUUAUUAUAAGUGUGUACCCUUAAGUGCACAGGCAUUUUACACUAGUUCACAACCCUGGAAUAAAAUCCGUGCGGAAAAUCGAAGCACGUUACUUAAUCUGACCGACUCAGUAAAUUUCAUUCAUGAGACAAAAAUUGAUGACAGAUUAGCUAGAUUUAUAAGUUGACCUGUUUGUGCAUGAUUUUAUGCAUUGCACCGCUGCCUCAUGAUUGGCCGGAUUAAUAAUUGCAUGAUUGUACAGGUAUUCCUAAUAAAGUGAGUGUUCAGAUGUAGGCUAGAUCUCUGUUAGGAAUACAUUCUCUGACAUAUCCUUUUAAAAGUCAUUCAAAAACCGCUGGUAUGUCUGCAGCCUUUUGUUUCAACAAAGCAGGAUGCAGCACACACCUGAGAAGAAAGACGAACAGGUGGAAACAGAUGUACAGUAGAAUCUGAUUGGUAAAGUUGGAAUAAAAAGCUGAGUUACAUUAACCCUGAUGAUUAUAUCCAGAUAGGAUAGAAAACCACAACUUUCCCACAUACACUAUAUUGCAAAAUGUUUUGGGACACCUCUCCAAAUCAUUGAAUUCAGGUGUUGCUUUUCAGGGGUCAGGCUUGGCCCCUUAGUUCCAGUGAAAGGAACUCUUAAUGCUUCAGCAUACCAAGAUAUUUUGGACAAUUUCAUGCUCCUAACUUUGUGGGAACAGUUUGGGGAUGACCCCUUCCUGUUCCAACAUGACUGC
Messenger RNA from Hemibagrus wyckioides, 3405 nucleotides. RefSeq names its product solute carrier family 1 member 8a (gene slc1a8a). The transcript is spliced from 11 exons. NCBI's taxonomy places the organism in Eukaryota, Metazoa, Chordata, Actinopteri, Siluriformes, Bagridae. Bases 521 to 2221 code for a protein of 566 amino acids. The record is from RefSeq and is a predicted model, not a curated record. Gene Ontology annotation, molecular function: L-glutamate transmembrane transporter activity; neutral L-amino acid transmembrane transporter activity; glutamate:sodium symporter activity. Gene Ontology annotation, biological process: L-glutamate transmembrane transport. Gene Ontology annotation, cellular component: plasma membrane.